AUGAACAUCACAAUCGAGUUCGAUUGGAAGCACAUUGCGGUACCCGUGAUCGGCGCCGCCUUCGCUGCGGGCGUGGUUCUCCUGUGCCAGAUCGUGGCCGAGAGGGCACGGUCGAUAUGGGGCGGCAUCCUCGGCACCAUGCCACAGACUGCUGGUGUUGCGGCCUUUUGUAUAGCGCUAGUAACAAAUGACAGUCAAGCAUUCCAGGAUGCCAUGUUCGCUGUGCCCCUUGGCACCCUCCUGGGCGUGCUCAUAUUCUGCAUCUGGAAGUUCUUCCCCAUGAUCACCCUCAACCUGAACAUCAACGUCAAGCAGGCCAUCGUUGUGAUCGCUUCUCUCGUCCUAUGGGUCGGAGGCAACUUCUUCAUCGUUGCCAUCCUCAAGGGCAAGGAGAUCAAGUCCUACGACAUCUUGCACGUGACGCUCUUCUUCUUGGCCAUCGCCUAUGUCAUCGCCGUCGUCGCGGGCUGCUUGUGCAUGCGCAACUAUGUCCGUCCCCGAGACUACACCGGCCGUGCCAAGUUCUGCAUUUACAUUUGGAAGCCCAUCUGCGCCGCUUUCAUCACGGCUCUCGCGGCUUUCCUGGCCACCCGGUUCCAGGUCGUGUCCGGUCUGACCGCCGUCUUCCCGCUCGUCGGCAUCGUCUGGCUGCUCAUCAUCUGGACCGAGCACGGUGAGGCCUACAUGACCGGUCUUGCCACCACCGUCAUGCUUGGCAACCUGUCCAACGGAGUCUACUGCAUCAUCUUCGGCCUGAUGUACCCCUACCUCGGUGCCUGGAUCGGCGGCGUCGUGUCCUGGGUCUUCUCGCUCUUCCCCUCGGCCAUUCCCAUCGGCAUGGCCCUCUACUGGAGGAACAAGACCGCCGAGAAGGAGCGCGAUGCUCGCAAGGCCGAGGAGGCCGGCAUGGACCACCUCGAGGAUGGCCACCCCGACGAGGAGGGUGAGAUUGUUGGCAUGCGCAGCGGCGGCCGCAACACCACCUACGGUGCUACCGAGGGCGGCUACGACGGCUACAGCGGUGGCGGCGGUUACGGCGGUAAGGGCGACGACGGCUACGGUGGCGGCUACGGCAAGGGUGGCGACGAUGGCUACGGUGGCGGCUACGGCAAGGGUGGCGACGACGGCUAUGGCGGCUACUCAAGCGGUGGCGGCAAGGGCGACGGUGGCUAUGGCGGCUACUCGAGCGGCGGUGGCAAGGGCGACGACGGGUAUGGCGGCGGUUAUGGCGGCGGCAGAGGAGGAGGCUAUGGUGGCGGCUAUGGCAAGAACGACUACUAA
Messenger RNA from Acanthamoeba castellanii str. Neff, 1281 nucleotides. RefSeq lists its product as uncharacterized. The record is from RefSeq and is a predicted model, not a curated record. Bases 1 to 1281 code for a protein of 426 amino acids. NCBI's taxonomy places the organism in Eukaryota, Discosea, Longamoebia, Acanthamoebidae. The transcript has 7 exons.